GGAUAUAGGUUGCCCACGGUGGUCUAGUGACUUUGGAAUUACGAAAAAAAUAGUAGGGGAGACUUGGUCCCCGAAACUACAAAGUUAUUUAAAAUAGAUAUUGAAAUAUAAAUUCUAAUUCUAAUAAGUUGUCAAAAUUAUUGCGAUUAAAUCCAUUUAGGAAAGUUAUUUGUCAUUUAUUGAUAGUUAAUUAUGGGUUUAUCAUUCACGUGACCAAGUCUCCUCUUCUCUCCUAGGAUCAAGUCUCCCUAGUCUCCCAUACUUAUGUAGGUAUAAAGAUUAAUUUUCAUAACUAACUAAUAGUAAAACUCUAUGGUGGUAUUGUAGACUUGUAGAUUAUAGAGGAAAGAUUUUCGUAUGAGUCCUAUAUUUCAGUUAUCUGUUUGCCUUUUAUCUUAUCGUUGUUAUCAAUGGGUGUGUUUAAUAUUUCACAGGUUUACUUUCUGUGUUUCUCGCCUUGAAACAAAACAUAGUUUGGUUUGCACAGUUUGCACACUAAAAAGCCGUGACUGAAGUUGUUUUGGUAAAUAAGAUGUUUAAAUGUGGGAUGUGAAUAUAUAAAGUUGAUGAACAGUGUUAAAUAUCUUAUAUUUGGUAAUGCUUCACAAUGGUAACAUGCAAGUUGGACAGCGAGGUAUCGGGUGAGCUUCUGGGUUGGGAGUUGCCGAAAUGGACAGCACUCCUCUUGCAUCGAGUCUUGCCUUCUUGUGCAGGUCUAGUUGUCUACCUCACACUGAUUUGCUUCGAUAUUGCUCUUGUUUGCGAACAUUUCCUGAGCAACGAUCGUGGAAUCGGGAUUUUCCUGAUUAUUUUAAUGGUGUUGCCUGCCUUGUUAAGCUUGGUGUUUACAUUAGCAUCACCACCUCCAGGACUUCAGACAGAAGACUCGGCUGUUUCUAUUGAGCUAAAGCAAAAUGAUUUAAAAUGGAUAUUCAUGCAGAUUGGAAACUUUAUAUUAUUUCCGAUUGCUGCAAUUGGCAGAUACUGCCACCAAGUGUUCUGGUGGGUGGAAGCAGUUUGUGCAGCUCGAGAUGAAAACGAUGAACGUACCAGACACGCCAUACAAAUAGCAAAGGCUCCUUCCCCGAUGGAGCUAUAUUUGUUCCUUCAGGCAUUCAUUCAUUCAGCUCCACAUAUCAUUGUGAACGUUUUGGACAUGAUGAACCAUUAUUCUGAUCCUAAAUUCGAAAAAUUCUCCUUAGUAUGGGUGAGUGUAGUGAUGUCUUCAUUCCGGAUGGCUAGCACGGCCACUGUAUAUAGAAGAUUUGAACGCGAAAAAAUUUGUGGUCGCCAUUAUCCAUGGAAGACUUAUUCGGAAGAACUGGAAAACUCUGCAAAUGAAAAAACCGAAUUGGUUAACAAAAUUGAAGAACAGAAACAAGAAAGGGAAGAGGACCAUAUCUACGAAACAUUAUCGCCACUUCAUCGAACGUCUGUAAUAUCACAAAGGUCGAACCAAAGUAGAAGUAAGGCUACGAGUGAUAUGAUUCAGUUUUCACCGCGUUCUAAUGUUACUGAACCGUUUUUCGAUGAUGAGGGAUGUUGUUCCGAUUCGAGUUCCGAAUAUUUACCACCAAUACCUGUAGGCCAAGCAUCACGUAGAACUUCUUCAUUAAACAGCGUAGAUGAGUAUGUGAGGCCAGUAUCUAUAAUUGACAGAGUCGCACCUCGUCGUCGAGAUACACAGUACACUAUACAAGAAGUGUACGUACCUCCGCCACCGGCUAUGCCUGCUCCUAGACCAGGCACUCUCUCAAUGUGGGCCGAAAAGUUAGUCGAGAAUGCGGAAUCUAUACCAACCUGGUUAUCAGCUCCUCCUCGACGGAGACACGUCGAGGUAAUUAAAGACGAGCCUGACGUACCACGCCAUGUCCCUGGGCCUCUCAUCAUGCGGGGUCUCGAACCUCAAGACGCAUCGGCUGCACUAGUCCAUUUCCUAGGCUGGCACAUGUUCUUUAUCUCCCGAUUGCUCUCUAUCGCAGCUUUCAUAAACUUUUUUCCUUUUGCUGCGAUCAUAGUUCUUUUUUCGCAUUAUCAAAUAAUUUUACUUCUUUUAAUAGUCCCUCAAGCUAGUACAGUAAAAAGAGGGUUUUACAUAUUUCUAGCUUUUAUUUAUUUAGUUUGUUUAAUGGAAUUUAAAAUUCGCUUCCGUCACGUGCGUGUAUGGCACGUGUUUUGGAUCAUAGUGUGUACUAUAGAAAUUGUGAUAUUCACGGGUUUGUGGGCCGGGAUAAAUAAUAAAUUAAAUGAUUGGUGGCGUGACUUUAUCAUAAAGAUAAUAUUCGGUAGCAUGCUGCUCAGUUUCAUGUGUUUUCUCGUGUAUUUUGUAUUAUUGAAACCUAGAGAAACUGUUGUAUAUGUAAAAAAUAAGAGUAACGUUGAACCUUAAUACUAUUAACACGGAUUAAGUUAUCAACACCGCUACAAUGGUUAUUACAACUGUUCUAGGGUUCACUGACAUAUUGACAUCCGCGAGAAGUUCAACUCCUCUCAAUCCCAUCGUGUAAACUACAGGAAAUUAAAGCCCACUCGGGGAGCGCCAGCCGGCCACAUCCGUUUAGAAACACCUACCUAGAACGCACACUGAAAAUAAACCUUCUUUUGAAUCAAUAAUUUAGCCCGAUUUAUAAUACGAUUGUUUGGAUUAAACGUCGUCCUUGAAUUCAUUCUCUGAAUAUAACGAGGAACAACUCGACCAAAUGGUUAAUAAAAACAUUCCGUUUCCCCCGAAGUCGUCCUAUCCUAAAUUAUAUAAAUAACUCCUAAAAAAAAGUCUUCCAAUUUGCACGGUAUGCAAACUGGCAUGACUCAAAUUAUAUCAGUUAAGAGGAUCUCCCAUCUAAUAGGCGUAGAUACCUGCCUCAUUAAAUUUAAGUAGGUUGGUAGUAUAAAAUAUGCACUAUGAAGCGGUGUGGUUAUGCGGCUCACCGUAGACCUACCUUUGUGGCUACCACCAGUUCAGCACUGACAUAAACGCUAUCGAGAACGUAACUUACUUUCUAUGCAUCGCGCUCGUACUCGCAUAUAAGUGCCAGAGAGAUGUAUAGAAAGUAAAUUACGUUCCCGAUAGCUUAUAUGUGAGUUUUGACAUUUUCAGGGACUUAUGGUACGGGUACUUGUUCAGCGUUUGAACGCAACUUGAAAUUAAGUAGCAAAUAAUGCGAUUACUGUUUAAAAAAAAUCUUAAUAAGUAUCAUAAUUAAUAUACGUUCACACAAAUGGUUUUAAUUAUAUCGAGCCGCUCUACUUGACACCUGCGAAGAUUGCAGAGGUUUCUCUUUAGUCUCUGCCAGUCAGUAUUACAUUCACAUUUUAAAUUAAAAUAAGUUUGUAAUAUCCUUUUUUAUUAAGUUAUUUUACUGUCUAUAAGUAUAAAUAUACAUUUUUUCAA
Molecule: messenger RNA, 3391 nt
Organism: Cydia pomonella (codling moth)
Lineage: Eukaryota; Metazoa; Arthropoda; Insecta; Lepidoptera; Tortricidae
Exons: 4
Coding region: 608-2389 (593 amino acids)
Biological process (GO): phosphatidylserine exposure on apoptotic cell surface; apoptotic process involved in development; engulfment of apoptotic cell
Cellular component (GO): plasma membrane
Source: RefSeq, a predicted model, not a curated record